CAAGUCAACAUGACACCCCUUCCAAAGACAGGGCCUCCCCCAUUAAAGUAUCUUUUGACAAUUAAAUUGACCUCCUGAACCUGACCAGAUCAAGCCACCAGGAUAAACGAUAAAGCAUGAACAGCGACAAGAAGAAAAUUAAAUGAAGAAAAGGUAGGGGGAAAAGAGACCACUAGCCUUCGUUACCAAGAUAUCCACGAUCGGCCAGUGGUCUUGCAUCAGUAUCUUGUGAAUCUCUUAUAUAAGGCGUUUGCCAAAUUCGAUGCAGUGACAACCGAGAAGAAAUAACAACAUCGAUAAGAAGCAAGAUCUAGUUUCAAUUAGGUUGGAGCUAGAAUGGCAAACAUGCAAAUAGUUGUAGCUAGCAAGAAUGUGGAGCCACAGUACGUGGAGAUGAUAGUGCCUUUGUAUUCUUACGGGUGUGAGAGGAAAGUGAAGAAGGCUUUGUCCCAUCUCAAAGGAAUAUACUCGGUAACUGUAGACUAUAAUCAACAAAAGGUAACAGUGUGGGGAAUAUGUAACAAAUUCGAUGUGUUAUCAACGAUGAAGAGCAAAAGAAAAGAAGCUCGUUUUUGGAAGCCAGAAGACAACAUUGAGAUGGAAGAGGCACAACCAUCAUCGCCCCAACCUUCUCUUCCUCCCAAGGGCUCCAGUAAACCUUCUUUAGCUCUAAUGAAGGCUCGCUCUCUAAGCUGGAAGGCAUGGCAAAAGGUCUUCACCAGAUCCUAUUCUUUCUAAAGAUAAGAAAUUAACUAUGCACGCCAAGGAAAAAGGGACAUGGGAAAAAGGCGUAUGUGCAUGCCUCUACGUUUUCCAAACCAAAAGGGAAAAGGAGUGUAAAUUUGAUGUCAUACGUUUUCUCCUCUCAUUUGUAAAUAAAUUGCGGGUUCAAGAUA
Molecule: messenger RNA, 896 nt
Organism: Theobroma umbraticum
Lineage: Eukaryota; Viridiplantae; Streptophyta; Magnoliopsida; Malvales; Malvaceae
Product: Heavy metal transport/detoxification superfamily protein
Molecular function (GO): metal ion binding
Source: RefSeq, a predicted model, not a curated record